CGGUCUGCUCGCCAUGGCAGCAAAUCCCGAUAAAGCGAGCGCAGAAAGGGCGUGGCGAAAGCAGGCUCCCGUUCUGCUCCCAUGUCCCACUGCCCCUCCUCAUCUUUGACUCCCUCGCCACCACAGUCCAACCCCAACGCAAACAAACACUGCGCUGCCCUGCCCGUUCAAGAAACUCGCCAAGAACAAAGCACCACCGCAGCCAAGCCCCCCUCUUCUUUCCUCUUCCUCCAACCCGCCGCAAUCACUCAAACACUCCCAUCCAAUAGUGGCACCGGCCAGUGAUCACCACGCCGGGUGCGGGCACCAUGAUGAGCUCUCUGCUGCUCCUGCUCCUCUUGCUGCCGCUGCUGGUCUCCGGCGUCAGGUUCGGCGGCGGCGAGAGGCUGGGGGGCAAUGGCGACUACGAGGACUGGAGGCUGGGCACGGCCACCUACAUCAAGGAGUCCCAGGGCCACCCGCUCAACGAUGGUGGCGGCGCUUGUGGGUAUGCGGACCUUGACAUAUUCAGAUAUGGGAGGUACACGGCUGGCCUGAGCGGCGCGCUGUUCGAUAAGGGCAGCGCCUGUGGUGGCUGCUACGAGCUCCGAUGCGUGAACAACAUCCUCUGGUGCCUCAGGGGCAGCCCGACCGUCGUCGUGACGGCGACUGACUUCUGCCCGCCCAACUUUGGCCUCGCCGACGACUUUGGUGGCUGGUGCAACUUCCCCAAGGAGCACCUCGAGAUGACCGAGGCCGCGUUCCUCCGGGUCGCCAAGGCCAAGGCUGACAUUGUCCAGGUGCAGUUUCGAAGGGUAAGCUGUGAUAGAGCUGGCGGAAUACGGUUUACCAUCACUGGUGGUGCCAACUUCCUCCAGGUACUGAUCACCAAUGUGGCAGCAGAUGGCGAGGUCGCUGCCGUGAAAGUGAAAGGAUCAAAGACCGGGUGGAUACCUAUGGGGAGGAACUGGGGGCAGAACUGGCAGUGUGAUGCCGACUUUCGAGGCCAGCCCCUGUCAUUUGAGGUCACUGGAGGUAAGGGGAGGACGAUCACAAUGUACAAUGUUGCACCUUCCGAUUGGAUGUUUGCACAAACAUUUGCAGGCAAACAGUUCGUACAGUAGGUUAAAGGUAGGAAAGCUUGCUGUUAGUAUUAUAGGGGGUUAAUUUGAAUGUGGGGUUUCAAUUUUGUGACCCAAUGAUGUUUACCCAAGAAUGUUAAUGUUGUUUUACUCCC
This is a messenger RNA of Lolium perenne, 1216 nucleotides long. RefSeq names its product expansin-A16. NCBI's taxonomy places the organism in Eukaryota, Viridiplantae, Streptophyta, Magnoliopsida, Poales, Poaceae. Gene Ontology annotation, biological process: plant-type cell wall organization. The record is from RefSeq and is a predicted model, not a curated record. Gene Ontology annotation, cellular component: extracellular region.